AUGGAGUUUCAGUAUUACGGGAAUUUUGAACGACAGCCGCGAAGGCUGAACGACCAGCCGUGGUGGGAUGAGGAAGACAAUCUAACUGAUAGACAUAUAAACGGGAUGUCCUUAGAUGAAGGCAGACAGUCUCAGCGCCCAUACCGCUAUGGCAUGGUGCUGCUGUGUGCUGGCGCGCUCAUCAACUGGCUGGGACUGGCUGAAGACUACGCGGAGCCGGUCCGUUACGUGGGUGUGGCCUGCAUCGUGGCCGGAGCUCUCCUCAUCUGUGCUGCCAUGUGCUGCUGGCUGCAGUCACCAGCAAGACAGCCGCAGAAUGAUCGCUCUUCGCCAGACACUCACCAAAUUGACGACCCUAUCCAUGUAAUAUCGAUGCCGGAUGAAGAGACAAUGCAGCAGAAGCCUCCAGAUUACGACACAGUCGCUGGGGCGCCGCCGACAUACGACGACGCUAUCAAACUAAACCCGGCUAGACUGUUACCGGCUAGUUCCAGCGCCAGGCCGGACCACACACCCAACACACCCAACACCCCCAAUGACGUCAUCAUCCCCGGCCAACUGGAUGAAGCUCUGACGUCAUCAUCCGUAGCUCCUAUCCAUUCCCCAAUCCCCAAAACUCCGCCCCCUCCAUACAGACCGCCACAAGCCAUCAGAUGA
Danaus chrysippus (African queen) is the source of this 657-nucleotide messenger RNA. The record is from the annotation of a GenBank genome assembly. NCBI's taxonomy places the organism in Eukaryota, Metazoa, Arthropoda, Insecta, Lepidoptera, Nymphalidae.